AGUGGGCGGUCCGUCGGGCGGGUGGCGCAUGCGCGGAGCUGCGCGUGCCCUCUGCGCGGCGGGAGCCAUGGGGCUGGGGCAGAACUCCUCCGUGCGGGUUGAAUGGAUUGCUGCAGUCUCCUUAGCUGCUGGAGCAGCUGCUGUUGGGUAUCUAGCUUACAAAAAAUUUCUCUCUAAAGACAAAUGCUGCAAAGCAGUGGUGAAUCCCAAUAUCCAGAAGGAUAACCCCAAGGUAGUCCAUGCAUUUGAUAUGGAAGAUCUGGGAGAUAAGGCUGUGUACUGUCGUUGUUGGAGAUCUAAGAAGUUCCCGCUGUGUGAUGGCUCUCACACAAAGCACAACGAGGAAACUGGCGACAACGUCGGGCCUCUGAUCAUCAAGAGGAAGGAGGCGUAGAGUGGACAGUAGAAGCUACGAAAUGAAUGUCUGACAAAUUCUCUGCUCACUUGUAAUUGGGGGGAAAAACCACAAAUUCUUUGUCAUGUCACUGAAGACUUUCCGGUGUAGCAUAUACAUCAGGCUUCAGCAUGUGUAUUUUCUCUGAUGCUUGUCUUGUUUUAAUCACUACAAUGCAUAAUUUACUAAAUAGUCAUGGUUUAAAUUUUUUGUCCUGUAAAGUGUGUGUACCCUCUCAUGGAGUAUGAAGCUAAAAUGACACACAGAAUGUACUUCAUCAGAAAAUAGGUAUUAAAUUAUUUUGAAAUACAUGUGUACUACUCUGAGGCUAUUCAGUAGAACGUGUGUUCAAAAGGUAAAUUUUAAAAUCCAGGAGAGGUUCUAAAGUCAAAGAUCUGGAUAGAUUUCUAUGUAAAAGGCAGUGGCAGGAAAGAAACCAUGGUGCCAAAAUGCAGCUUAACCUCUGAUUAUGCUGCAUUUUCUGCAGGUGUCACCUUUAGCCUAUUACACUACUGUUCCGUGUGGCUUCUGUAGAAGAACAAAUUCAAAAUCACUACGAACAGCCAACAUAAAAGGCUUUAUAGCAAGAUGGAACUAAAGGGCAACUUUACCUUUGAUUUUUACAGCAGCGUUGAAACUUGACCCUACUACCGAACGGUAUCAAGAAGGUACUACUGGAACUGCAGACCUGUGCUUAGAGUAGGAUUAGAAAGAUGGUCUCUGCAAGAAUUUUCUUAAUAGACAAGUGGAAUGAUACGAAGUGCUCAAAGGGUUAUGGGCAGGGGGUGGCAGGGUUGUCUUUGCUUCUAGAAAGCCUUAGUUUCACUUGCAGUCUCUAGCAGCGAAGCUGACUUCCCCAGACUAGGGGACAUUUGUGUGUGGGAGGCUAUGCCCGUUCAUCCCAGGAGCUAAAAUAAAAACUAGAACCCCACCUGUCAUUACUGUCUGCUUCAUCCUUGCUCUGGCUGGUUCCAGAGGACUCUUCCCGCUGCGGAGGACGGCGGCACACCUUUCUUACUAAGUGGCCUUAGGCUCUAUGUGUCUUAACUAACUCCUGCCUCCCUGGGCUGACCGUUAACGUGGUUCAGCUGACUUCACCAAAAGAACUGACGUGGACAAGGAAAGACUUUAGGGACAGCUAGAAACAAGGGGGAAAGGAAGGAUGAGACAAGGAGAGGUCUUUGCCCCCCUUUCGUAUGGCACUUGUCUGACAUGGUUGCAUUCGUGGCUAUCGUGUCGGUUUCCUUAAAUUAAAUAGCUUUGAUUUAGUAACAUGGAAAUGACUACAAAGCAAAACCCAAAGAGUGGGGUGGCUGAGGACAGUUUUGUAUUAAACCCCAAUCCAUCAGCGUAAUUGCAGCCUGUGUAAUGUUGAGCUGUCAAUGUCUUGGGACAGAGAGACUACCUCAGAGCUAGAAGAAAGACCUUUUCAGCCAGUGGACAUUUUAACCUGGACCCUUAAGGAUUCUUCCAGGUGAUUGGGGCAGUAGAGGGUUGGUUGAUUUUUUUAUUUUUUUUUAAAGGUGUAGUUGAUAGGAUCGGUUAAGAUUGAAGAAAAUGUUUUGUAUAUUCUUGAUGUGAGACUUUCAGAGGCUUGGGUCUUAGCUGCCUGGCAGAAGGCACAGAAAGUAGAGAAGGUGGCACAGAGAAAGAGGGUUUGCAGGCAGAGUGCUGCUGUCUGAGAGAGACCUCUGCUUGCAAGAAGUUGCAGUCGAAUACAUUUAGUUUUCAUCUUUUCUUCCUGUCUUGACUGUAAAGGUACUUGAUGUUUUUUACUUGGCUGAGUACUGAUGCGUAUGGAAAGUUGUUUUAAAUUGUCAAUUACAUUGCUUUUAUCCAAAACAAAGUUAUUUCUGUAUUAUUAGAAUAUGAUACUGGGUAUUUCUGUAUUUUUGUCAAAUACACAUUUGAGCUCACCUUAGUCUCGAGGCUGUAAUGUCUGUGUUAUCUCCUGGCUGGGCUGUUUCUUUCCUGGGAGAGUUAUGCUCUGAGUAGUGCUGUUGCCAAUGCUGCUGUAAUUGUAAACGUGUUUGGGUUGGGUUUUCCUUCUGAGACUUCUUUUCCUGUUAGCAGCAAAGCCUGGCUGCUCUUGAAGGAAUAAAAGUUCACUGAAAGCUGCA
This is a messenger RNA of Calidris pugnax (ruff), 2514 nucleotides long. It is a transcript of the gene CISD1, whose product is annotated as CDGSH iron sulfur domain 1. Gene Ontology annotation, molecular function: 2 iron, 2 sulfur cluster binding. Gene Ontology annotation, biological process: regulation of autophagy. The record is from RefSeq and is a predicted model, not a curated record. Gene Ontology annotation, cellular component: intracellular membrane-bounded organelle; mitochondrial outer membrane. The transcript has 3 exons. The coding region runs from base 29 to 394 and encodes 121 amino acids. NCBI's taxonomy places the organism in Eukaryota, Metazoa, Chordata, Aves, Charadriiformes, Scolopacidae.